Molecule: messenger RNA, 390 nt
Organism: Colletotrichum paranaense
Lineage: Eukaryota; Fungi; Ascomycota; Sordariomycetes; Glomerellales; Glomerellaceae
Exons: 1
Coding region: 1-390 (129 amino acids)
Source: RefSeq, a predicted model, not a curated record
AUGUUGGCUCUCAAUCCAUACAUCUACGCCAUUGUCUUCAAUUGCAUGAUCGCUGCAGCUGAUGCCUCCAUGUCGACUAUAAUUAAUCCUACGCGUGCUUCUCAACUAGAGCAGGAGCACUGGAAUAAUCUCCUACCCCCAUCACCGACCACCCACGUCUCCGAACGUCCGACAGAUGGAACCCGUAUAGGUCCCCUCGAAGCAGCUAUAGAAAGGCGGAAGCAACAACCUUGCGUCUCCGUUCAUCUCUGUACCGAAAAGGAUUGGGAAGGUGACUGCUGGUGGGCCUGUUUCCGAGAUGGCCUGGAGACGUACCCGAACUGGAACUGGGGUGGCAAAGUCAAGUCCGCCCGCCCAGGUGAAGGCGCGACAUGCAAGUUCUUCUUGUGA